Musca vetustissima is the source of this 622-nucleotide messenger RNA. RefSeq names its product aspartate aminotransferase, cytoplasmic-like. The transcript has 3 exons. Gene Ontology annotation, biological process: L-aspartate biosynthetic process. Gene Ontology annotation, cellular component: cytosol. Gene Ontology annotation, molecular function: L-aspartate:2-oxoglutarate transaminase activity; pyridoxal phosphate binding. The annotation marks the transcript as partial. The record is from RefSeq and is a predicted model, not a curated record. Lineage: Eukaryota; Metazoa; Arthropoda; Insecta; Diptera; Muscidae.
UAUCAAGGAUUUGCCAGUGGUGAUCCUGAUCAUGAUGCAUGGGCUGUUCGUUAUUUUGUUAAGCGCGGCUUUGAACUUUUCUGCGCCCAAUCAUUUGCCAAGAAUUUUGGUUUGUAUUGUGAACGUGUUGGUAAUUUGACAGUUGUCUCCAAUACCACCGAGCACAAAUCUGCCGUACAAUCACAAUUUACUCUAUUGAUUCGUGGCAUGUAUUCAAAUCCACCAGCAUUUGGUAGUCGUAUUGUGUCGACGGUAUUGAAUAAUGCUGAUUUGAGACAAGAAUGGAUGGAAUGCAUUAAAACAAUGUCCAGUAGAAUUAUUAAAAUGCGACAAGCUCUGAGAUCUCGUCUGGAAGAAUUAAAGACUCCUGGUACAUGGAAUCAUAUUACUCAACAAAUUGGCAUGUUCUCCUACACCGGUUUAAAUGAAAAACAAGUACGCAUCUUGAUCGAUGAAUAUCACAUCUAUUUAUUGAAAACUGGACGUAUCAAUAUGUGUGGUUUGAACGAGAACAAUGUAAAUUAUGUGGCCGAAGCUAUUAAUGCUGCAGUUACUCGUGUCGGCAGUCAAUUGUAAAACUAGCAGCUGUAAUUGUUACAUUAAUAUUUUCUAAUAAGUUAUU